AGCAAACAUGUUGGCCGUCUCCUCCCACUGCGUGCGCCUGCAGCGCGUCGCAGCGCGCCCACGAAAGCUCCAGCGAGCCAUCCAUGAUCUGGUAGCCCUACCCGGCAACAAGCCCGUCAUCGCCUACGGCCCGCCUGGGCGCAGCGCCAACACGGGGCACGUUGCGACCGUCUUUGGCUGCACCGGCUUCCUGGGCAGAUAUCUCGUUGCAAAACUGGCCAAGGCGGGCACACAGGUCAUCAUCCCGUAUAGAGAAGAGGACGAGAAGCGGCACCUGCGGGUGACGGGCGACCUCGGCCAGAUCGUCUCGAUGGAAUGGGAUCUCCGGCGGGACGACCAAAUCGAGGAGUGUCUGCGGCACUCGGACAUCGUGUACAACCUCGUCGGGCGAGACUACGAGACAAAGAACUUCGACUACGACGCGGUGCACGCGGAGGGCGCACAGCGCAUCGCGCAGAUCGCCGCCGCCGCGGGCGUCCCGCGCCUCGUGCACGUCUCGCACCUGAACGCGGCGCCCGACUCGCCGUCGGCGUUCUACCGCUCCAAGGCGCGCGGCGAGGCCCUCGUCGCCGCCGCGUUCCCCGCCGCGACGAUCGUGCGCCCGGGCACCAUGUUCGGCUACGAGGACAAGCUCCUCAACAAUAUCGCCCUCUGGCCCAUCUGGUGGAAGCUGAACGAUAUGCAGACGAAGAUCCGCCCCGUGCACGUGAUGGACGUCGCGCAGGCCCUCAGCAACCUCAUCGGCGUCCCGUCGAUGCCCGGGCCGCUCACCCUCCCGGGCCCGUCAACGCUGACGUUCGAGUACCUGCUCUCGCUCGUGGCAAGCGUGACGUACAACCCGCCCUCGCGCGCGCCCGUCGUCCCGAAGGCGGUCGCGCUCGCGCUCGCGAAGGCCGCGCAGGCCGUGUGGUGGCCCGCGCUGAGCCCGGACGAGGUCGAGCGGCGAUACCUCGAUGAUGUCGACGUCCCGGGCGACUGGGACAAGAUCGGGGUGGUGCCGGACGAGAUCGAGCAGCACGCCAUCUCGUACCUCAGGCGGUACCGCACGGCGGAUAACUACACCCGCCCGGUGGUGCUCCCGGCGUCUCGCGAGUCGUUGUACGAGCUACCAUAGUGUUACUGCUCUGAUGUAUUGUUCGGCCCGUCAUUAACUACAUUGUUGUGAAAGG
Molecule: messenger RNA, 1169 nt
Organism: Postia placenta MAD-698-R-SB12
Lineage: Eukaryota; Fungi; Basidiomycota; Agaricomycetes; Polyporales; Adustoporiaceae
Exons: 9
Coding region: 8-1114 (368 amino acids)
Cellular component (GO): mitochondrion
Molecular function (GO): protein-containing complex binding
Source: RefSeq, a predicted model, not a curated record